ACCAGCGCCUACAAUGAUCGAGACUUAGAACUACAAUAGUUCGUGAAUCCCUUCAUAGAGUUCCGAAAACGUAUAUAUAAAACGAAAAUAAAUGAGCAAAUUAAAGCAACUCGAUGAAAGAAUUUUUUACCAAAUUAUUAAAAUUCCGAUAUGAAUUAAUGUAAACUUAUCAUUAUCUUUCUUUCUCAUUUACUCCUGCAUAUUACACUGCAUGAAAGAAAGUCAAAUCGCAAUUGAAAUCAAGUGUUCCGAGAAGAGAAAAAGUAAGAGUUUUCAUAUACGUUGUUUGCAAACGAACGAAAUUGCACAAAUGGUGCACUCGCUGCAGAAUACAUAUGCUAGAUUGUUAAAAUCUUGCGGCAAGGUCUCCUAAAAGGAGUGCCUUUAGUAAGAAAUUAUUCUUCUGGUAGUCAGCUGUAAAAAAAAAAUAUCAAAGAAUGACGGAGAAUCGGGGGAAUUUUUCAACUCCGACUAAUCAAGAAAAAAGAAGACAAUUCAAACUUAAUUUUCAAACACAAGGAAGUAAUAUACCACUUAAUAAUUCAACAAAUUCUUCUCUUUCUAAUUCAACUGGAACUGCAACUUGUUUACCAAUGGAUAAAUUAAGAAUGUGUCAGUCAAUGCAAAGUACUGGAAAAUUACAGCUAUCACCAAAUACUGUAUAUGAUUUUACAAGCGAAGAUCUUCAAGAUCUAGGAGAAAUAGGACGAGGAGGAUUUGGUACUGUAAAUAAAAUGAUCCAUAGGAUAAGUGAUACUGUUAUGGCUGUGAAGAGAAUUCGUUCUACAGUGGAUGAAAGGGAGCAAAAGCAACUAUUAAUGGAUUUAGAAGUUGUAAUGAAGUCUAAUGAAUGUCCAUGCAUUGUGCAAUUUUAUGGAGCUUUAUUCAAAGAAGGUGACUGUUGGAUUUGCAUGGAACUCAUGGACACUUCAUUAGAUAUAUUUUAUAAGUUUAUUCAUGAGGUAUUAAAGGAGAGAAUACCAGAACGUAUUUUAGGAAAAAUUACUGUUGCCACAGUAAAGGCGUUGAAUUACCUCAAAGAAAAACUAAGAAUAAUUCAUAGAGAUGUAAAACCUAGUAAUAUUCUAUUAGAUCGACAUGGUAAUAUAAAACUCUGCGAUUUUGGUAUAUCAGGGCAAUUGGUAGAUUCGAUUGCACGAACUCGAGAUGCCGGAUGUAGACCAUAUAUGGCUCCAGAAAGGAUAGAUCCUCAACGUGCAAAGGGUUAUGAUGUUAGAAGCGAUGUAUGGUCAUUAGGUAUUACAUUAAUGGAAAUUGCGACUGGUUAUUUUCCAUAUCCGAAAUGGAAUUCAGUUUUUGAACAACUUUAUCAAGUAGUCCAGGGUGAUCCACCACGCUUAUCUCCUAAUGAAAAUGGAAAUCAUUUUACUAUGGAUUUUGUGAAUUUUCGGCCGAAAUACAACAAAUUAUUAGAACAUCCAUUUAUUAGAAAAGCAGAAGAAGACACUGUUGAUGUUUCAGCUUACAUAAGUGGUGUUCUUGAUAAUAUGGUUCUCAGGGGAUUGACGCCUUUUACCACUAAUCGGCAUUAA
This is a messenger RNA of Heterotrigona itama, 1553 nucleotides long. The record is from the annotation of a GenBank genome assembly. Lineage: Eukaryota; Metazoa; Arthropoda; Insecta; Hymenoptera; Apidae.